CCCAAAUCAACGACGAACCGCGGGGCCGGGCCGUUCACCAUGGAGUCCCGACAGAACUCCUUCUUCUCCUCGAAGAUGACGCAUUUCCUUUCGGAUACGGAGAAUCAGGCCAGACAGCAGGCCAUGGAGAAGGCGGUCAAGGAGGUUCAGAAUCAAAUGCGACCUGCGCGACCUGAAACUGCCCACGGGCCGCUCGCCGAGGGAACCUCGACAUCUCCGGGAGCGUUGCGAGCAGAUGUUGAGGUGAAACAGAUCCCCAAGGGUAUCCUUGGUCUGCAUGGAGACACCUUGCUGCUGUCUCGUGCUAAGGGCCCUUUGGUGCACACUCACUUUGCCUUGGCCGGACGAGCUGCGCCCAUGGCGGGGUUGCUGUUGGAGGUGAGAAGAGAUCCCAAGGCACCAAUGACGAUCACGGCAAGGCCGGGGCGCCAGAGAGUUGCUCUGGCUUGGAAUCGCUUGCCAGGGAGCCUGAUGGGUGAGAUUUGGUUGGUCGUGUGCUUGACCAUGUUUUCGGGUGCGUUUCCUUGGUCACUUGGCCUCCAUCCGCUGUUGCGCCGCGUUGCACCAUGCGUGGCGCCCAGGGUCUCCAGCGAAUUCUUGCGAGCCGUGUCUCCCAAAAAGGUCAACGAGCACGAGAUCAAGAUCGAGGUUCCUGAAAUGGCCAUUGAUUGGAUGAAUGUUGGAGGAUUCGCCGAUUCGGAGUAG
This is a messenger RNA of Cladocopium goreaui, 705 nucleotides long. The record is from the annotation of a GenBank genome assembly. NCBI's taxonomy places the organism in Eukaryota, Dinophyceae, Suessiales, Symbiodiniaceae.